Messenger RNA from Clupea harengus (Atlantic herring), 762 nucleotides. It is a transcript of the gene plekhb1, whose product is annotated as pleckstrin homology domain containing B1. Gene Ontology annotation, cellular component: membrane. The record is from RefSeq and is a predicted model, not a curated record. Lineage: Eukaryota; Metazoa; Chordata; Actinopteri; Clupeiformes; Clupeidae. Gene Ontology annotation, biological process: regulation of cell differentiation.
GUCCUCACAGAAACAUCCCUCUUGCACCAUACACCAGGGAUAUCCUGAGGAGAUAUUUAACGGAGUAUCAUCACCACAGUACCUGAAUUGAGAACCAUGGCUCUGAUGAAGUCUGGAUGGCUUUGGAGAAAGACCUCCAUGCUCAAGCGCUGGAAACACAACUGGUGUGACCUGUGGAUCGACGGGAGUCUCGUCUUCUACAAGUCAGACAGCCGGAGGGAUUACGAAACACGAGUGGGUCUGAAAAACUCCUGCAUCAAUGUCAGGUCUGGGCUGGAGUGUGCAGGUGUGAUCCCACCAGACAACCAGCCCAGGGAAAACCUCCUGGUGGUGACCAUGAGAGACGGCUCGGACAUCAUCCUGUGUGCCAACAGCGAAGACGAGGCACUGGCAUGGAAACUCACCAUCAUGGAGGCCAAGAGAAACCCAGUAUUCGUGUACGAUCCGUGUGAUAAUACAUACGAGACGGUUGGAGUGGACGGCCACAACAAUGUCUGUGUGGCACCUGGCAAUGGAGCUGCCCACCACGUGUGGAUCCAUCACGAGCCAUACAACGACGGCAUAGGAGAGCAGGUGGCACUGGGGCUGCUAGCGGGCAUGGUUGCGGGCGCUUCCAUGCGCUCGUUGAUGUGGAUGCCGUUCUGGUUCUGCUAGCGGAGGCCGCGCGGCGCUCUCAGUAUUACCAGGACAGCACUUCAGGCUCCAGCAGUAGAGCUGCUGACCAGGUUGGCUGGUGGGAAACCUACACUCGCUACGGGGGGA